CACACACACACCGCCCCACAGUGUUAUCACUCCCGUUCCUGCAUCCAGAAGAGUCUUUCUGUUUUCACUCCUCACGCGUUUCAACAUGGACUUAGUAAAUUUUCUGCUCUCUAUUGCAGUCACCGCCUGCACAGUGAAAGUUUCUCAUCAAGGGCCAAACCAGCGCAGACUGUACAGUGACCUGAUGAAUGGCUACAACCCACUAGUGAGACCAGUCCAGAAUGACUCUCAGAGUCUCAUUGUUUCCUUUGGCCUCACCCUCAUGCAAAUAAUGGAUGUGGAUGAGAAGAACCAGGUUUUAACAACCAACAUUUGGCUACAGCUGUACUGGACUGACUAUUACCUCCAGUGGAAUCCAUUGGAUUAUCCGGGUGUGUCCAAUGUGAGAUUUCCUGACCAUCUUAUUUGGAAACCAGACAUUCUGCUGUAUAACAGUGCGGACGAAAGGUUUGAUGCUACGUUCCGUACCAACAUUUUGGUCAACUCCUCGGGCACCUGUUCCUACCUACCUCCAGUGUUUCUCACCACAACAGGGAUUUUCAAGAGCACCUGCCACAUCGAUGUGCGUUGGUUCCCGUUUGAUGUCCAAAGAUGUGACCUGAAGUUUGGUUCCUGGACAUACGGGGGUUGGUCUCUGGACUUAAAGGUGAUGGAUGCAGAUAUCAGCAAUUACAUUGCCAACGGCGAGUGGGAUCUUGUUGAGGUUCCAGGGCAAAGGAAUGAGCAUUUCUACGGCUGUUGUGAGGAACCGUACCCUGAUGUCACCUUCACCGUGGUGAUGCGCAGACGGACGCUCUACUAUGGCCUCAAUCUUCUCAUCCCAUGCGUCCUGAUCUCUACUCUGGCCCUGCUUGUCUUCCUCCUCCCUGCUGACUCUGGAGAGAAAAUCUCACUGGGUAUUACGGUCCUGCUCUCUCUGACUGUCUUUAUGCUGCUAGUUGCAGAGAUUAUGCCCGCCACGUCAGACUCUGUGCCUUUAAUAGCUGAAUAUUUUGCCACUACAAUGGUCAUUGUUGGUCUCUCAGUAAUUGCUACAGUUCUGGUCCUGCAAUAUCAUCACCACGACCCUGAUGGAGGCAAGAUGCCAAAAUGGACCCGUGUGAUCCUCCUGCAUUGGUGUGCCUGGUUCCUGCGUAUGAGGCGUCCGGGUGAGGAGCGAGUGCGUUCAGCCUGUCACAACAAGACUCGACGGAGCAGCCUGACCAGCAUAGACCUCAACAUGAGCACCUCAGCCUCCCAAUGCACCAACGGCAACAUGCUCUAUGUCGGCUUGCGUGGCCUGGAGAGCAUUCACUGCUCCACUGCUGCCACCUCGUCUGACUCCGGGGUCCUCUGCGGACGCCUGGUUGGACGGGCGGGCGAGGACGAGAUGCUCCUCCCAGCAGGUCAGGUCACCCCAGUUGGAAGCAUAGAAUUAGAGAUGGCCAAGAUCCUGGAUGAGGUGCGCUACAUCGCGAAAAGGUUCCGCGACCAGGACGAGGGUGAGUCCGUGUGCAACGAGUGGAAAUUCGCCGCCUCCGUUAUCGACAGGCUUUGUCUCAUGGCUUUCUCACUCUUCACUAUCCUCUGCACUAUUGGUAUCCUCAUGUCAGCACCCAACUUUGUAGAGGCAAUUUCCAAAGACUUUUUCACUUAGUUGUUGCCAGGAAAUAAAUGAUUCAUCAAAUAUAAAAGCCUACACCAAUCACUGUUCUCACAAAGUAACCAUUUUCAAACACACGGGGUCAUUUGGAUACACUUACCCACACUUAAUCCAAAGUUAAAUCUAGAAUGUAUGUGAUACAUAAACAGCUGAAUAUAUGCAUCACAUUACAUUAUUGAAAAUUAGCUUUUCUCUUCUCUACCACACAGCCUGGCUUCACACCCUGAUGCUCUUGUACUGUAUGAUUCUCUAAACUACAUAGCAUUGCUUCAGCGAUGCAAUUUGCUAACCUGGCAAGAAUGCUGUUAUUAGUUAUGCUGUGUUACCUGUGUAUUACUGUGCAUUAUAAUGUUUCUGUAAUGUGUAAUGUGGUCCAUAUACAUAACGGCUACUGUACCUUCUAUUCAAAUGUAUUUCAUGUAGCACAUUUCUAUAUUAUACAUUACAUUCUAUUAUGAUCAUAAGUAGAACCAAAAGCCUUGAUUUAAAUAUUUUCUUAAUUGGUUUUACGUAUUGUUUAUAUUUGUAUGAUUUGAUCACUAAAGAUUUCUCA
Messenger RNA from Oreochromis niloticus (Nile tilapia), 2195 nucleotides. RefSeq names its product cholinergic receptor, nicotinic, alpha 7a (neuronal) (gene chrna7a). The coding region runs from base 86 to 1636 and encodes 516 amino acids. The record is from RefSeq and is a predicted model, not a curated record. Lineage: Eukaryota; Metazoa; Chordata; Actinopteri; Cichliformes; Cichlidae. Gene Ontology annotation, biological process: monoatomic ion transmembrane transport. Gene Ontology annotation, cellular component: postsynaptic membrane. Gene Ontology annotation, molecular function: transmembrane signaling receptor activity; acetylcholine-gated monoatomic cation-selective channel activity. The transcript is spliced from 10 exons.